AUGGCAUCCUGGGGCUAUAAAAAGUUUCCUAGCAAAGAGGAUUGUUCUUCAUCUGGUGAUAAGUCUGAAAAUCUGGAGGAAAAUCCAUUUUAUGCCUUAAAUGCAGAAGAUAAUAAUGGUUUCUGUGAUGAAAUCUUGACUGAGGAGGACAAGCAACUACAUGAAAUCAUACUUAAAAUGGUAGUCUUGAAUGAAGAUGGAUCCAAAACGGCAAAACCCUUAGGAGACAACCAAAUUGGAAGAUGGAGGGACAUGCAUAGGGAUCAAAGUGAAGAAAGGAAUAGAAACAACCAAGAUAAUGAAGGAAGAAAUGGAAAUGCGGAAAACAAUGGAAAUAAUGGAAAUAAUGAUGACAAUUAUGGAAAUGGUAAUGGUGGAGGUAGAAACAACAAUAAUGGAAAUGGAGAUAAUCAUGGAAAUAACGACAAUAAUAAUGGUGGUGGAAACAAUGGGAACAAUGGUAAUUAUGGCAGAAAUGGUGGAUUCAGUAGAGGAAAUAUUAACAAUCGAGAAGAGUUUUCAGAAGAAGUGAACUUUAUGGGGGACAAAUUGAUGGCAUUGGCUGAGUUGGAUGAAUGUAGAAAAGAGGCUCAAGAAAGAAACAUUCAGAUGCAACAGAUGGUUAAGGCUUUACAUGAUAAAAGGGCUUGUGACAAAACUUUUGAGGAGGGAGAAUGGGGUACUGAUGGCAAAUUGCUGGAAUUUCCAGUCCAUGUUCAAUACCUCAAGCAUUUCUUCUCUUAA
This is a messenger RNA of Cryptomeria japonica (Japanese cedar), 744 nucleotides long. RefSeq lists its product as uncharacterized. Bases 1 to 744 code for a protein of 247 amino acids. Lineage: Eukaryota; Viridiplantae; Streptophyta; Pinopsida; Cupressales; Cupressaceae. The transcript has 4 exons. The record is from RefSeq and is a predicted model, not a curated record.